This is a messenger RNA of Nymphaea colorata (pocket water lily), 879 nucleotides long. Its product is annotated as polcalcin Jun o 2-like. Bases 12 to 785 code for a protein of 257 amino acids. The record is from RefSeq and is a predicted model, not a curated record. Lineage: Eukaryota; Viridiplantae; Streptophyta; Magnoliopsida; Nymphaeales; Nymphaeaceae. The transcript has a single exon. Gene Ontology annotation, molecular function: calcium ion binding.
UCUCCCUCCUCAUGCCGUCCGCUCACCUCCAUCCACACAUACAUUUUCUUUCUUCCUCUCUCUACCCUUGGCCUUUCCAGUCGGGACGGAAGAAAAACAACAAACAAUGGCCCUCAAACCCUCGCCUUGAAAUUUCCGGAGCCAAACAGGGCCGUCGGCGAGGAACGCCAGAGAGGGGGCGCCCGAGAGGGAUGAAGAUGAAUUGCUUCAACCCCUACCACAAGAAGAAAUCCUCGAAACGGAACCCUAACUCUCUUCAUGCCUCCUCCUCCUCCUCCUCCUCCUCCGACUCCGUCCCCUGCCCCUCCACGGCCACCACCUCCGCCCUCUGCAUCCAGGACUCCGGCGACCUCCGCCUCGUGUUCGACAAGUUCGAUGCCAAUGGGGACGGCCGGAUCUCCACCGACGAGCUCGAGUCAAUGCUCCGCUGCCUCGGCUUCUCCGGCCGGAGGGAGGAAGUCGAGUCCAUGAUGCGGGAGGCCGAUGCCGACGGGGACGGCUUCAUCAGCGUCGAUGAGUUCCUGCACAUGAACACGCAGGAGACCGACUCCUCCAAGUGCAUGGAGGACCUCAGGAACGCUUUCACCAUCUUCGACCGCGACAAUAAUGGCUUGAUCUCCGCCGAUGAGCUCCACCAGGUGCUCAGGAGCAUGGGGGAGAACACGACCCUCUCUGCCUGCAAGAACAUGAUCCGCGGCGUCGACAAAAAUGGCGACGGCGUCGUGAAUUUUGAGGAGUUCAUGAGUAUGAUGACCAAAUCCCCCAUACGAUCUACUGCUCAUUAAACAAAAUUAAUUGUUACCCUCUUGUUCACGUGUCUUGUUGCUUGUCUUUCCACUCUUUUUUCUUUUAUAUGACUUCCGCCCAUUUUCCUUUUUC